Messenger RNA from Fusarium odoratissimum NRRL 54006, 641 nucleotides. RefSeq lists its product as uncharacterized. The transcript has a single exon. The coding region runs from base 30 to 377 and encodes 115 amino acids. Lineage: Eukaryota; Fungi; Ascomycota; Sordariomycetes; Hypocreales; Nectriaceae. The record is from RefSeq and is a predicted model, not a curated record.
UGAAUGUCUUGACAUAUGUGUAGAUAUGGAUGUCAAUGGCUGUCAGAUCAAGCUGGGCAUCUCAGCCCUGCCCAACUCCCUCCCCUCAUGGGGUGAGGAAGUCCAGUCCAGUCCAGUCCAUCCACUCACUCGAGGCGGAGAGGUCCUCACUGUACCUCCAACUCAAGUUCCAACCGCUGGAGCACCACUGGAUGUGGAUCUCUGAUCUCAUCUCAUCCUCACUCACAAGCCUCUUUCUCUUCUCCUCUGUCAGCUUUACACCUGAAUUGCGUCGAUGUCUGUUUUCAGCCUCGGUCCAAGAAUGUCAAACUUUGCAUGGUGUAUUGCUCCCCUUGCUGACCAUCAAAGGGAAUAACUCUGGUAGCGUCGAAUUCUAAAAUCGCCCGGACCCUGGCAUUUUUUAUCUGGUCUGGCCUGGCCUGACUUUGAUGAACUGGGGGCUGGCCCUCCAAGAUCCAGACCAACGGGACUCAAAUUGGGAUUCUCGAUCGUCCCGCUUACGAUCCAACCGUUGGUGGCGUAUCUCUUUCUCUCUGUCAUCUCAUCCUCCUCACUUGAUACUGCGUUUGUUACAGUGGUGAAUGGUUAACAUACACAUACAACUGAAGUCGAAUUAGCUGACAUUCAUAUGUAUAUGCAAG